GGUGGCGGGACUCCUUGAUAACUUACUGGUCAUGGUUUCAUACUGUAUAUCUCAUCAAGCAUACUUGAAGAUUUUCUUUCAUGCAGCCAAAUAUCCUCAUCAGCCUGUCAAUGGCGUUCUGCUGGGAAAGCCGUCGUCUAGCCAAAUUUUGAUCGAAGACACAAUACCUUUACUUCAUCAUUGGACGAGUCUCAGUCCUAUGAUGGAAAUUGGCCUCGAUCUUGCAAAAGGUCAUGCAGAAUCUGUAGGUCUCACUCUAGUGGGCUAUUACCAAGCUUGCGACAGGUUAGAUGAUACAGCUCUGGCACCCGUCGGAGAGAAAGUGGCUGGGAAAAUUGCAGAGACAUUCAAAGAAACCAUUGCUUUGGUGAUUGAUGGAACGAAAUUGGGCUCAGGCGAACCGGCGUUAAUUCCUUACCUGACGCAAAGCUCAACAUCAUCUUGGCGGCGGUACUCUUCUCAACCACCUGCUUUCAGUGCUGGUUCUGUGAUUACUCUGGAAAGGGACGACUCGCCAUCCCAAGCUGUACAACUUGUUCGCGAUAGCAAACUUCAUCAAAAGUUUGGCGAUUUCGAUGAUCACUUGGAGGAUGUUACCGUAGACUGGCUACGGAACAAAAGCUGUUUGGUCGGAAGUACGUGAAUAUACAUAUAUAUUGAAUCCCCAGGUAUUUUUACUGCAUCAUGUGCUUUCGCCCUGAGAUUUAAAUUUUGAUCCAA
Messenger RNA from Serpula lacrymans var. lacrymans S7.9, 720 nucleotides. RefSeq lists its product as uncharacterized. Gene Ontology annotation, cellular component: EMC complex. The record is from RefSeq and is a predicted model, not a curated record. Bases 32 to 643 code for a protein of 203 amino acids. Lineage: Eukaryota; Fungi; Basidiomycota; Agaricomycetes; Boletales; Serpulaceae. The transcript is spliced from 4 exons.